GGCGCGGCGCAGCCAGUGUUGGUCAGUGCCCCGCGCGCCGCGCACUCACCGAUACGCGUAUCCGAACGACGCUACGUAUAUCAUUAUCAUUCCAUAUUUAAAAUUUAAAAAUAUCUCUUCACUGACAGUUAGUUGACGUUUAAUUUUUUCUUUUUUAUCACCAGUGUUUUGUAUUAGGCAUGUGGUCGUAUUGAAGAUUAGCAAAAAGGUACAAUGUGUCGCGCGUGGUGGUUGAUGGUGGCUGCGGUGCUGGCCUCCGCCGUCGCUGACGAGGCCUCCGACCCUGAAGGCCUGCUGGAACCAGUAGCUGAACCAUCAAUAAGCGAUUCGGAGUAUUCGAUCUACAUUGGGAAAUGGACUGAAUGCAACCCCCUGGGCGUAGGAGAGCAUGCUUCACGGACUAUAGAGAGGUACUUGAGGAUGGAGACCGACUCGCUAGUGCACACGCCCCGGCUCGGCCUGCAGCGUCGGCAGGUGCAGUGUCGCAAGAAGGACGGACAAUUCGUAGAAGCCAUGUACUGUGGUCCAGUGCUCGCAGAGAUAGGCACAGCUCGCGUGUGUGUGAUCAAGGAGGAUUGUGUGCUAGCUGAGUGGUUGCCAUGGAGACCACGACCUGAUGGCGCUCUGGUGCGCACCCGAAGACUGAAACGAUUGCCGCAAGGUGGAGGUAAGGAAUGCGACGUGGUGGAGGAAGUAAGGCCUGCAGCGCUGGAAGCGAGCGCUCACUGGACGCCUGGACCCUGGGGGCAGUGCAAGGUGGCCAUCGAGGCCGGACACACCAUGCUUCAAACAGUGAGCACCGACGAUGACGAUGACGCUGACGACAAUGACGGCACGUAUGACGAUGACGACGACGACGAUGAUGAUGACGACGGGAGAGCGGCGCGGGAUGUGGGCUGCGGGGGAGGGGUGCAGCGCCGGGACGCGACCUGCGUACGCGCCGAUGGGCGGGCUCUACACCCCGCGCAGUGUGCUCAUGCGCCUAUGCCAACCCUUGUUCAGCCUUGUGAGGUUCCUUGUCCGCGGGACUGUGAGGUUGGCGAAUGGGGAGAGUGGGGAGCGUGCCAGCCCACUGACGGCUGCCCUCUGUUCCCGGUCCAACAACUCACCACCACUGGCUACAGUGUCCGACGACGACGAGUGAUCUCUGCUGCAUCAGGAGGUGGAGCUCCGUGUCCUCCUCUAGAAGAGAAGCGAACAUGCAGCACUCCCCGCUGUGCGUCGUGGAAGGCCCUCCCUUGGGGACCUUGCGUACUGAACCAGCCUCACACCACCUGUGGACCUGGCAAACGAAGCCGGGAGCUGAGAUGUGUCGGACAUGAUGGGAAGGAAGCUCAGCGCGCCUGGUGCAGCGGUACAGGCGCUCCCCCUCGUAGCGAGAGAUGCCGCAUCGCGUGUGCUGGAGACUGCGUGGUGUCGUCCUGGGGAGCCUGGAGCCAUUGCUCAGCUGCCUGCGCUGCAGCCUCUCAUCCACGACCUUCCAGGACUAGGCGACGACAUAUACUGGCUCACUCUGCUCCUAACGGCUGGCCAUGUCCUGCGGAAGACCAGUUGUUUCAGAACGAGACGUGCAACACUCACGCGUGCGCCACCUACUCCUGGCUGGCCACUCCCUGGGGACCCUGCGAGAGGAGGCGACAGGACUACAUCCCUGUCAAUAACUACACUGAUUUACUGGACGGAGAGACUUUCAACGAGAGUGACGAAGACGAGCCGUGCAUCGAAGAAGGAGAGAUGAUGCGAGACGUGAUGUGUGUCCAGAACAACGCUGAUGUUGUACGGGAAGCUCUGUGUGCUCCCCUGCGUCGCCCGGCUUCUCGUCGCGCAUGCACGGUGCGUUGUCGCCGCGGCUGCAGAGUCGAGGCUUGGAUGCCGUGGUCGCCCUGCCCUAAUACUUGUGAGCCGGGCAAGCAGGUCCGCGUGCGAGUAGUGCACGGCGGGCCGAGCUGUGGGUCGCGCAUGGAGACGCGCGAGUGUCCGGUGUCGCGCACAUGUCGCGCGCGCGACGCCGCCUGGGUCGCCGGCGACUGGAGCACGUGUCGCCUGCCGCCCAUGCAACGCUGCGGAGUCGGAUACAGAGUUAGAAGCAUCUGGUGCGGGUCUGAGUCCCACCGCGUGGAGGCAGGCGCAUGCGCCGGCCAGCUGAUCCCCCGCAGCGUGGCCGCGUGCCACGUCACCUGCGAACAUAUCACUCCGCUCACCUGUGACGUCAUCUGCUCUGAUCCACUCAAACACCUUGACGCUUCUGAUCCUGAUGUUCCAAACUGCGUUUGUAAGAACGUUUCCUUGGAGCUGUUGCCGACCGACUCUGACUGCAUACUUCCAUCUGGAAUGGAGUGCGGUGAAGGCAGAUCGUUGCGCGCUGCCAGGUGCAUGGUGGGAGGACGGGAUGUCCCCAUGGACGUCUGCAAGAAAUAUCAUCCACUCACUGGUCCAAGUCGUGUCCGCGAAGCGUCCACAGACGGGUACCUGUACGACGUGGAGUUCCCGUCCCUGCUGCGCGGCGCGUGCAGCGUGCGCUGUGCGCGGGACUGCGCGCUCGGGGAGUGGGGGGAGUGGGGGCCGUGCGCCUCGGAACCUGGCUCCAGGGCUGCUUUCCGAUUCCGUACUAGGGAGGUGAUAGAGGAGGGUUCGGGCGGCGGGCGCGAGUGCGGCGCGACGCUGCAGCGCGCGACGUGCGCGGUGUCGGAGCCGCGCUGGGCGCUCGGCGACUGGUCCGUGUGCAGCCCGCCGCGCGCGCUCUGCGGCCGGGCGCUCAUCAACCGGACCGUCACCUGCGUGGACUCAGACGGCGUGGAGCUGGAGCCGACGACAUGCGAGGCGGCGGGCGCGGGCCCGGCGCCCACGCAGGACGCGGCGUGUCGCGCGCCCUGCCCCAACGACUGCGUCGUCAGCUCCUGGUCCGAGUGGAGCCCCUGCGAACAGACUAAAUGGGGAGGUCGUCGUGACCGUACCCGCGUGGUGCUGCGCCCCGCUGACGACGGAGGCUCCCCGUGCCCUCACCUCGUGGGGGCGGAGCCCUGCUCUCCUCACGCGUACACCUGGCACGUCGCACCUUGGGAUGACUGUCAGCCUUUAGGAGGAUCCCCAUGUGGUGAAGGAACAAAGAAGAGAGCAGUCAGGUGUCUGCGCAGUGACGGCGUUUUUGUGAACGAUUCCUUCUGCCCUAACACCACAACGACGGAAGCCAAGGAGUCGUGGUGCUACGUGCCGUGCGGCGUGGACUGCGAGCUGAGUGAGUGGGGGCCCUGGGACGCCUCGGCCUGCUCCUGCGGGGACGCCAACACCGCCAGCCAUAUGCGCCGGACCAGACAACACCUGACGGCGGCAGUGUGGCCGGGUCGCGCAUGCCCGGUCACGGAGCAGCGCGCCCCGUGCCCGCGCGAGCCCUGCCUCAAGCUGGUGGCGCGGCCCACGCUCGGGUGCCACGUACAGGUACUUAACGAGACGGCAACAGGCUUAGAAGCGGUGGGUGCGUGUGGGUUCGGAGUGAAGGUGUCCCACGUGCGCUGCGAGCUGACGUCCGCGGCCGACGACUCCGCCGACCUGUACCUGCAGCCCUGGCGCUGCGCCGCCGUGCUCCCGGGCAGGAUCGUCGCACCGCCCAUGCAUUACCAGGAGGAUGAGAUCUGCGAGGUGGAGUGUGGAUGCAAGCAGUCGGAGUCUGGCCAGCCGGGCCCCUGGGGUUCGUGGGGCCCAUGUCGCGGCGGGGCCCGCUCCCGCACCCGGCAGCUGCUUGUACCAGCUCGACGAGCUUGUAGUACUCCUUCCAGAUACGUGACGAUCGAAUGGGCCAACUGCACGGGCGAGCUGGACGAGAUCCCCGACCUGCUGGCCGUGGAGCCGCGCGAGGACAAGCCGCGCCGCCUGCCCGCCCCACAGGACAUCUACCACGACGGAUACAUCGAGGGCAGCACUUCAGUACUGGCGGUGGUGUGGACCGCGACCAUCGUGCUCAGUUUUUACGGAGCUUACAUGUUGUACCGCGGGCUUAUGAGAUGCCUGAGGAGUAAAAAACUGAAGACGAUCACGAAAGUGUAAUGUAGAGGCAGGUAAUACAUAUACGUGUGACACUCGCUCGCCGCGCGGCGUCGCUCGCGGCCCUUCACGUCUCGUGGACAUUCUGUUCGUUUUAAGACCAGAUUGCGUUGUUCUAGUCUGCGACUACUAUCGUUCAGUUUACUGUCCUGUGUUGAUGUAACAUCUUCCGUCAUUUUGCUCAUUUCAUUGUUUGCGAAUUAUGAACGUUUCCCAUUACUUCAGUGACAUAUAUCUGUAACCGCAUCAACUACUAGUAAUAUACUUAACAAAUGAUAGCCAGCAAAGAGUCUGUCCGCAGGAGUGCUUCCAUGUUUUUACUACGUAUAUAAAAAUAAUGCUUUAGACGGUUUUUAUAACUCCACGCUAAACGAUUAGCCGAGGCGUUGGUCGGGCUUUUUGAUUGACAAUAUACUCGUUAGCUGUAAUACUAGCUAGCUACGCCCGUAGCGGACUGUAGGCGAGGUGGUACAUACCGUCGGAUACUCAGGCAAUGUGCAACACACAGAGCCGUCCAUUUUGAUAAGCGAUACUUGAAGUGACGAUUGGCUAGGAACUUCAUACAUUUUCAACAUUACCAACAGUUUACUCGUUGAAGUUAACGCAAUCAAAGCAACUGUAUCUAUUUCCAAUACUUUCAGUGUCUAUUUUUUAUAAAACAUAACUUUUACAAUGAUCUUUUUUCGCACAAAUACUAAUAUAAUAUAAGUGUAAUACCGAUGCUUAGUUAAUUUACAGUAACUAUUGUAAGCAUUUUAACGAUACAGUAAGGUUAGUCGAAGUCGAGGACGACUAGUCGCCAGUCGCUAGUCGGUACCGGCCGGGGAAGACUUGUGUUGACCAAGUUACACGUGACACAUCAUGCCACAUAUCAGUGUUAUAUUUAAACAAUCGUCGUAAUUACUAUAAAAUAUCUUCUGCGUGUGAACACAAACCGAUUCACCGCCUGAACCUGUAAACAUGACAUUUACAAGAUUUGCGCUGAGAACAACAUCUAGUCAUGUGCGGAAGACUUUUUAUAACGCUUAAUAUCAUCCAAGUAGAGCUUUGGCGCACAAAAACCUACCUAAUAUGAAUAGUGUAUAAGAACUAUUAUUAACUGAUCAUACCGUUUUGAGAUAAUAAUCGUGUAUAACACUUUUUUGUAGAUUUUGCAUUUAAGCCCAUGUAUUGUGUACAAGUAUUUAUAUAACGUGAGUGUGUUCUAAAUCUCUUCGACUUGUUUCUCCUACUUUCUAUAUCCUUGGAACUUUCCUUCUUCGGAACUAUCACUUCGUCUGUGAACUUGAUAUAAUUUUGCUUCUAUUUUAAUUGUUUAUGAAGUAAAAUUACGGAUAUGUGGUGAUUAAUUAUUAUGUUAUCGGCUUACUCACGUAACUGUUUGACGAGGAACUCGACUAGUUUCAAGCCAUGCUAGAGGCUCAUAUACAUGAGCAGCAUUCCACACAUAUGACGUGGUGAUUGUCGCGCUGCUACUGUCAAAUAGUUACGUGUGUAAGCCGAUACCAUAAUAAUUAAUUUAGUAUGUUUCACGAAAGUUAUAAUAAGAUUGUGUGGUGGUUUUUAUAUAUUUGCUUAUUAAGUAUUACUAUUUAAUAUGGGAAGGUGGAAAGGAAAACUAUAUGAUAAUAAUAUAGUGCUAUAAUUGUCUCUGAAACACAUUAGAAAGAUCUUAAAUGAAUCAACAUUUCCAUAUUAAGUAGCAAUACACGAAUCUAUUAUAUCAUAUAUAUAUAGUAACUAUUGUUAAGUUUUAAUUUCACAAAUAUAUUUCUAUCCUUGGCUACUUCUUGUUCCUUCAAGACAAUAUCUUAUAAAAUGUUAUAUUCUACCAUAUAUGUAUUAUGAAGUAUCGCGGCAUCUGUACUCUCUGUCUCUUGCUAUAGGAUCUUGGUAUCUGUCAAUAGUUUAUCGAACCAGUGUAUUUGUAUCCGUACUUAUAUCAUAACAAUACGAUAUUGAUGUGAAACAUGAUAGUUAAGGAAUCGUGUUAGACAAUACAAUAUUUGAUAUUUAAUAAAAUUUGAUUGUGUUUUUAUA
Messenger RNA from Spodoptera frugiperda (fall armyworm), 6078 nucleotides. Its product is annotated as thrombospondin type-1 domain-containing protein 7A. NCBI's taxonomy places the organism in Eukaryota, Metazoa, Arthropoda, Insecta, Lepidoptera, Noctuidae. Gene Ontology annotation, cellular component: extracellular matrix. The coding region runs from base 214 to 4041 and encodes 1275 amino acids. The transcript is spliced from 29 exons. Gene Ontology annotation, biological process: cell adhesion. The record is from RefSeq and is a predicted model, not a curated record.